Entamoeba dispar SAW760 is the source of this 636-nucleotide messenger RNA. RefSeq names its product ubiquitin carboxyl-terminal hydrolase, putative. The record is from RefSeq and is a predicted model, not a curated record. The transcript has a single exon. Gene Ontology annotation, cellular component: cytoplasm. Gene Ontology annotation, biological process: ubiquitin-dependent protein catabolic process; protein deubiquitination. Gene Ontology annotation, molecular function: cysteine-type deubiquitinase activity. NCBI's taxonomy places the organism in Eukaryota, Evosea, Mastigamoebida, Endamoebidae. Bases 1 to 636 code for a protein of 211 amino acids.
AUGGUCGAAGAGUGUUGGAAUAAAAUCACUACAACAGCUGAAAUAUUUCAAGAAUAUUGCUCAGAGAUUGGGGUUGAUGGAAUUCACUUUGAAGAUGUCUAUUCUUUAGAAGAACAACUAGACAAAGGAACUAAAGGGUUUAUAGUUAGUCUUCCCUAUCCAAUUCAAAACACAGAUUUUUAUGAAAAUAAUUACCAAACAGAACAUCACCCAUUUUUUAUUCACCAAACUAUUGGCAAUAUUUGUCCAUUAAUGGCAAUUAUUCAUAUUUUGAUUAAUUCACCUUCUGUCCAAUACCAAAGUGAUGGUACGUAUGGUCGUUUUAUUCGUUCAUUACAACAGACACAAACGAAGGAAGAAAUAACACAAUGUUUCCAAAUAUUUAAACAAAUUCAUUUUCAAAUAUCAAAAAGAUGUUGUACAAAAGAAGAUGAAGAACGAGAAAACAUACAAGAAGUGUACCACUGUAUUGCCAUUAUUCCAUUUGGUUCACACAUUUUUGUUUUAGAUGGGCGAAAGGGAAGUUAUUGCGUUCUUUCAUUAACUUCAAGAUCUUCAUUUGUAUCACAAGCACUGUCAUUUAUUUGUAACAAUGCACCAUCAAAUGGACUAUUUUCAGUAGUGAGUUUAUGUUAA